UUUUAUCUGUUUCUCUUAAAAAUCUGAUAAGCAAGAUGUCUACUAAUGAGAAUGCCAAUACACCAGCAGCUCGGUUGAACAGAUUCAAGAACAAAGGAAAGGAUACUACAGAAAUGAGACGGCGGCGUAUUGAAGUCAAUGUAGAGCUCAGGAAAGCUAAAAAAGAUGACCAGAUGCUUAAAAGAAGAAAUGUUAGCACUUUACCAGAUGAUGCUACUUCUCCUCUUCAGGAAAAUAGGAGCAAUCAGGUUUUGGCACACUGGACAGUUGAAGAAAUAGUCAAAGGUGUUAAUAGUAAUAAUAUGGAGGUUCAGCUACAGGCUACUCAAGCUGCCAGGAAACUCCUCUCAAGAGAGAAGCAGCCCCCCAUAGACAACAUAAUUCGGGCUGGUUUGAUUCCAAAGUUUGUCUCCUUCUUGGGUAGAGCAGACUGUAGUCCUAUUCAGUUUGAAUCUGCCUGGGCGCUUACCAACAUUGCUUCUGGCACAUCAGAACAGACAAAGGCAGUAGUAGAUGGAGGGGCUAUUCCAGCCUUUAUUUCACUACUGGCGUCUCCCCAUACUCACAUCAGUGAACAGGCUGUGUGGGCGCUGGGAAAUAUUGCAGGGGAUGGUUCUGCCUAUAGAGAUCUAGUUAUUAAAUUUGGUGCAAUUGAGCCACUGCUGAGUCUACUAGCUGUUCCUGAUCUCUCUUCUCUGGCUUCUGGAUACUUACGCAAUGUUACCUGGACCCUCUCAAACCUGUGUCGUAAUAAGAAUCCUGCACCACCUAUAGAAGCUAUUGAGCAGAUUCUUCCAACUCUUGUUCGGCUCUUGCACCAUGAUGAUCAUGAGGUGUUAGCAGACACAUGCUGGGCACUUUCCUAUCUAACAGAUGGUUCCAAUGACAGGAUAGAAGUUGUUGUGAAAACUGGACUGGUGCCACAACUUGUGAAACUGCUGGGAUGUAGUGAACUGCCAAUAAUGACUCCUUCACUAAGAGCCAUAGGAAAUAUUGUCACUGGUACUGAUGAGCAGACGCAGAUUGUAAUUGAUUCAGGAGCACUAUCAGUCUUUCCAAUUCUCCUUUCUCAUCAUAAAAACAACAUUCAGAAAGAAGCAGCAUGGACAAUGUCCAACAUCACUGCAGGACGACAGGACCAGAUUCAGCAAGUUAUAGAUCAUGGUCUUGUGCCUUAUCUCAUUGGUAUUCUGAGAAAGGGGGAUUUCAAAUCUCAAAAGGAAGCUGUAUGGGCUGUGACCAACUACACAAGCGGUGGAACAAUUGAACAGAUCGUGUAUCUUGUUCAGGCUGGUGUUGUUGAGCCCCUACUGAAUCUCCUCUCGGCUAAAGACAGCAAAACUGUGCUAGUUAUUCUGGAUGCAAUUUCUAAUAUCUUCUUGGCUGCUGAAAAGAUUAAUGAGACUGAAAAACUUUGCCUCAUGAUAGAGGAGUGUGGGGGUCUAGACAAAAUUGAAGCUCUGCAGUCACAUGAAAACGAACAAGUGUACAAAGCUUCAUCCACCCUGAUUGAGAAAUAUUUCUCAGCAGAAGAGGAAGAAGACCAAAAUGUUGUACCAGACUCUACUGCAGACAGCUACACUUUCCAAAUUCAGGGCAAUGCUCCAGAUACUUUCAACUUCUAG
Pterocles gutturalis (yellow-throated sandgrouse) is the source of this 1625-nucleotide messenger RNA. It is a transcript of the gene KPNA2, whose product is annotated as karyopherin alpha 2 (RAG cohort 1, importin alpha 1). NCBI's taxonomy places the organism in Eukaryota, Metazoa, Chordata, Aves, Pterocliformes, Pteroclidae. Gene Ontology annotation, biological process: NLS-bearing protein import into nucleus. Bases 36 to 1625 code for a protein of 529 amino acids. The record is from RefSeq and is a predicted model, not a curated record. Gene Ontology annotation, molecular function: nuclear import signal receptor activity; protein binding. Gene Ontology annotation, cellular component: nucleus; cytoplasm. The transcript is spliced from 10 exons.